AUGCCCGAGAUGAGUGUCCGCGAGUUCAAGCAACAGCUGAAAGGAUGGCAGCCAAGUACAGAUGAGCUCACACAUCGUAUGACCAAGGCGGAGGUAUUGGUGGGUGGUCGGCAGUUGGUAGAUAAUGAUGAGACUGUUGAGGCGGCUGGGAUUUCACCCGAUGCAGUGGUGCAGGUCCUUUUCUCCAUCAACCCAGUGGUGUGUGACAGCAAAGACAAGUCAGCAGCAUCAGGCUGCGAUGUCAGAGACUUGCUGGUUGUUGAGAUCCCAGACUCUACGACCGAGAUACAACAAUAUGCCUUUUCGUCUUGCAAAUCUUUGGUCAGUGUGACUAUCCCAAGCUCUGUGACUUUCAUUGGGCACUGCGCCUUCAGAAGUUGCAGCUCUUUGACAUGCUGUACCAUCCCCAACUCUGUCACAAGUAUUGGGGAAAAAGCUUUCCAAGGCUGCUGCUCCUUGCACAGCUUGACACUCCCUGACUCAGUGACCAUCAUCGGGCAAUCAGCUUUCCGGGAUUGUAGCUCUUUGUCGAGCUUGAGCAUCUCCGAAUCACUUACUGACCUGGAGCAAUGUGCCUUUGCGUAUUGCGCGAGCUUGACAAGCUUGGCCAUCCCAAACUCUAUACGCAAUAUCGGGAGCUGUGCCUUCAUUGGUUGCAAAUCCCUUGCAACGCUCAAAAUUGCCGAGUCAGUGGGAGUCAUUGGUGGUUGCGCCUUCAAGGGCUGCAGCUCUUUGACCAGUGUCACGAUUCCAGAGUCAGUGACAUGCGUCGGAGUUUGUGCUUUCAAAGAAUGCAACUCUUUGAAGAGCUUGAUCAUCCCUGACUCGGUGAGCUACAUUGGCAAUGGUGCAUUCGAAGAUUGCCUGUGUUUGAGAAGCGUAGAGAUGACUAAAUCAAUUGAUUAUCUUGUGGACUGUGCCUUCGCCGGCUGCAUCGCACUGGAAAGCCUGGUAAUCCCAGAAUCGGUGACUGACAUCGGGAAAAGUGCCCUUGCGGACUGCCACUGUUUGGUAAAUCUCAAAAUCCCUGACUCGGUGACUGAGAUCGGAGAUGGUGCUCUGAAGGGUUGUAGAUCUUUGGAAUGCCUGACCAUCCCCAAGUCCGUCACUAUCAUAAGGAAAUUGUGUUUUGCUGGGUGCAGCUCGUUAAGGAGCUUGACAAUUCCUGACUCCGUGAAGUCGAUUGAGGAGUCUGCCUUCGAAGGUUGCAGCUCUUUAACCAGCUUGAGCAUCUCUGACUCUGUGGCUUACUUGGGAGUAGGCGCCUUUGCUGGCUGUGGAAAGCUUCAAUUGCCCGAUUGGUGUGUCCGCCUGCAACCCAGGAUUCGAGAAGACUCAGGAUUCUCAUUUGAAGAAUCUUCGGAUUGA
Messenger RNA from Durusdinium trenchii, 1368 nucleotides. The record is from the annotation of a GenBank genome assembly. Lineage: Eukaryota; Dinophyceae; Suessiales; Symbiodiniaceae.